AUGGCACAAAAUAUCUUAAGAAAGUUCGCUACUUCAGCUAAAUAGCUUGACGAGUUAAUCUUCAAGCUUGAAACCAAUCUAGGAAGAACUCACACAGUAUCACCAUUCACAGGUUUAUAUCAAAGACACGGCUUCUCAACUAUCAAUAAUAGCAAUGUUAAUGUUGCUGAAACUACUGAGGAAGUAAAACAAUAGCCUGCUGCUCAACAAUAAGCCAAGCCAUAGCAAUAAGCUAAGCCAUAAGGUGAAAAGCAACCCAAGCAAUAAAAGCAGCCUCAGCCAAAGAAAGGUGGUCAGCCAGCUUAAGAGGAGGUAAAACUUGAAGAAGUCUGGGAAGUCUAUUCAAAGUGCGAUCUCCGUGUGGGUAAGAUCUUGACUUGCGAGCCUCAUCCCAAUUCUGAGACUCUCUACAAAGAGACUAUUGAUCUCGGUGAAGGUGAGCCAAGAUUGAUUGGUUCGGGCUUACAAGGCAAGAUUCCAAUUGAAGAGAUGACCAGUGGAUUAGUAGUGGUUUUCGCCAACUUAAAGCCAAGAAAGUUAGCUGAUUUCUAAUCAAAUGGUAUGGUGCUCUGUUCAAGCACUGAAGAUAAAAGUGUGAUUGAGCUUAUCAGACCACCUGAAGGAAGCAAAGUAGGAGAGAGAAUUCAACUUAAUGGAAACCCAAUCCUAGGCAAAGAAUUAUCUUAAGAGAAGGAAGCUGUUCUUAAUCCUAAGAAAAAGUACUUUGAAAGAUCAUUAGAGCAUCUUAGAACCAAUGAUAAUUGCGAAGCUAGCUAUAAUGGUGUUACUCUUACCACCUCUGCAGGGGUACUUACUACCAAAACCCUUAAGAAUCAGCACAUUUCAUGA
Stylonychia lemnae is the source of this 849-nucleotide messenger RNA. Lineage: Eukaryota; Ciliophora; Spirotrichea; Sporadotrichida; Oxytrichidae. The record is from the annotation of a GenBank genome assembly.